GUUACUCUACAAAAAUGUCUGAAUUGUUUACUUUCUGUUUCGUGGAGAAACUUCCGGUCGGAACAUUUCUAGUUCUCUUCCGCCAGCCCAAGCCAACAUGGGACGAGUCAGGACCAAGACUGUAAAAAAGGCCUCCAGGGUCAUCAUUGAAAAGUACUACACCCGGCUGGGCAGCGACUUCCAUGUCAACAAGAGGGUGUGCGAGGAGAUCGCAAUCAUCCCCAGUAAAAGGCUACGCAACAAGAUAUCAGGAUAUGUGACCCAUCUGAUGAAGCGUAUCCAGAGGGGCCCCGUCAGAGGCAUCUCCAUUAAACUACAGGAGGAGGAGAGGGAGAGGCGAGACAACUACGUCCCAGAGGUGUCUGCUCUGGAUCACGAGCUGAUCGAGGUGGAUCCUGACACCAAAGAGAUGUUGAAGAUGCUGGACUUCGGCAGCCUGUCCAACCUGCAGGUCACCCAGCCUGCUGUAGGAAUGAACUUCAAAACUCCCAGAGGAGUCUAGAGACAUCACAUCUGUCAAUAAAGUGUGAGAAGGAAACACUG
Esox lucius (northern pike) is the source of this 543-nucleotide messenger RNA. Its product is annotated as 40S ribosomal protein S17. Lineage: Eukaryota; Metazoa; Chordata; Actinopteri; Esociformes; Esocidae. Gene Ontology annotation, molecular function: structural constituent of ribosome. Gene Ontology annotation, cellular component: ribosome. Bases 98 to 502 code for a protein of 134 amino acids. Gene Ontology annotation, biological process: translation. The transcript has 5 exons. The record is from RefSeq and is a predicted model, not a curated record.